Panicum virgatum (switchgrass) is the source of this 1153-nucleotide messenger RNA. RefSeq names its product WRKY transcription factor 72B-like. Gene Ontology annotation, biological process: regulation of DNA-templated transcription. Gene Ontology annotation, molecular function: DNA-binding transcription factor activity; sequence-specific DNA binding. NCBI's taxonomy places the organism in Eukaryota, Viridiplantae, Streptophyta, Magnoliopsida, Poales, Poaceae. The coding region runs from base 39 to 1001 and encodes 320 amino acids. The record is from RefSeq and is a predicted model, not a curated record. The transcript has 2 exons.
AGCAAGGGUGCUAGAGAAGAUAGAAAAGGUGCUUGCUGAUGGAGCUCAAGACUCUUGUUUUCAAGGAGCUGAUGGUGAGAGGUGCAGACAAGAUGAACUUGGCCGACGAACCGGCCGGGCCAUUUCUCACGCUUAGCCUGGGGCCGACGAACGCGAUCGGCGCAAGUUGCCGCGCCACAGGAGGGGACAUCGUCGGUGCAAAGCUGCGAGCGCACGCCGGGGACGACGAGGCCAUUGCCGCCGCCGGUUUGGCCCUUGGGCUGCGCUGCGACAGCAGCGAGCCACCAGCCCGCGCCGUCGUCUCCGCCGGCACCAAGCGGCAGAGGGCCGCGAGCGACGACGACCAGCGCGGCACCAGCGGGGGCAACAAGCAGAAGGCGCUGAUGCUGCCGGCGGCGCCGCCGCGGCAGGAGAGGCCGCCGGCGGACCGCGUGUCCUUCCGCGCGCGCUGCAGCGCGGCGACGGUGAACGACGGGUGCCAGUGGCGGAAGUACGGCCAGAAGGUGUCCAAGGGCAACCCGUGCCCGCGCGCCUACUAUCGCUGCACCGGCGCGCCCGACUGCCCCGUCAGGAAGAAGGUGCAGCGGUGCGCGCGGGACAUGUCCGUGCUGGUCACCACCUACGACGGCGCCCACAACCACCCGCUCACGCCCUACGCCGCCGCGAUGGCGUCUGCCAUGCUCGCGUCCGCCGCCGCCUCGACGUCUGCGCAAGCGGACGCGACAGGCACUGCCACGACCGCUCGGGCGCACGACACGCCGCUGCUCGUACGGCCCGUGGCCGUGCUGCCGCCUCGACGCUAUCCAUCGAGCGGCGGCGCGCCGGCUGCUGCGGCGUCGAGCCAGACCGUCGUCCCGGUGGCCAACAUCAUGCAGGAGGCGGUCGCCGACCCCAAGUUCCGCGCGGCGGUGAUGGCCGCCGUCGCGAGCUACGUCGGGGAGCAGUGCGGUGGGAGAACCAUCGACGACUUGUUGACCUUGGCACCUAACCGAUGCGAUUGACAAAUAAAUCAGGGAUGUAAAAAAGUUGUGACAAUGUAGGUUUAUCCCAUUCCAUUUCUUUUUUUUUUUGUGAAAAUGCCAUUCCAUUCCAUUUGUUCAUUCAGAUACAAUAAUUUAACCUGUCAGUUCAUUCUGAUUGUAACACCAUUUUU